UUUUCCCAGGCUUGAGCAGCUAUGGCGGCGGCUUUUCGGAAGGCGGCUAAGUCCCGGCAGCGGGAGCAUCGAGAGCGAAGCCAGCCCGGCUUUCGAAAACAUCUGGGCCUGCUGGAGAAAAAGAAAGAUUACAAACUUCGUGCAGAUGACUACCGUAAAAAGCAAGACUACCUCAGAGCUCUCCGGAAGAAGGCUCUUGAAAAAAAUCCAGAUGAAUUCUACUAUAAAAUGACUCGGGUUAAACUCCAGGAUGGAGUUCAUAUUAUUAAGGAGACAAAAGAAGAAGCAACUCCAGAACAGCUGAAACUGAUGAGAACUCAGGAUGUGAAAUAUAUAGAAAUGAAAAGAGUUGCAGAAGCUAAGAAAAUUGAAAGACUCAAAUCAGAGCUCCAUCUGCUGGACUUCCAGGGGAAGCAACAGAAGAAGCAUGUGUUCUUUUUUGACACCAAAAAAGAAGUUGAACACUUUGAUGUUGCAACUCACCUCCGCACAGCCCCAGAACUGGUUGACAGGGUCUUUAAUAGACCCACAAUAGAGACCUUGAAGAAGGAAAAAGUGAAAGGAGUUACCCGUCAGUCUCAAUUUAAGCGGAUAGCUAAAGAAAGGCAAAAGCAAUACAAUCACCUGACACAGCGGAUUGAGCGAGAGAAGCAACUGUUUGUUGUUGCACAGAAAAUUCAAACACGCAAAGAUCUUCUGGAUAAAACUCAGAAGGUGAAGGUGAAGAAUGCCACAGUCAAUUCUCCGGCUAUUUACAAAUUUCAGAGUCGUCGAAAACGUUGACAUAUCUUAGAUGAAUGUUGUCAUACUAUAUGGACAAGAAUUCUGCUUUCUCCCCCACUGGGAACUUCACAUUCCAUUAGUCCACAGGGCUUG
Molecule: messenger RNA, 876 nt
Organism: Chrysochloris asiatica (Cape golden mole)
Lineage: Eukaryota; Metazoa; Chordata; Mammalia; Afrosoricida; Chrysochloridae
Gene: UTP11
Product: UTP11-like, U3 small nucleolar ribonucleoprotein, (yeast)
Exons: 8
Coding region: 22-783 (253 amino acids)
Biological process (GO): rRNA processing
Cellular component (GO): small-subunit processome; nucleolus
Source: RefSeq, a predicted model, not a curated record